AUGUAUACUGAAGACGUUUGGUUUAGUUAUGAUGAUCCUUUGACAAUGGAGAAGAUCAUCGCAGGUUCUCCUGCGCUAGAAGAUCUUACGGUGAUUAGUAGAGGGCAUGAUGAAGAUUGUGAGCGAUAUUAUCCGAAGCAUCUGCGUCUGAGGUCUCAGAUUCUUAAAAGAUUUCGUCUCAUGUUUGAGAAUGGUUGGGCUGGUAGAGGUUGUUAUGUUGAGAUUGAUGCUCCGAGUCUUGAGUAUAUGAGUUUUAGAGAUGAACAAUCUGAUAAGAUUGUGGUAAAGAACUUGAGCUCCUUGGUCAUGGUCGACAUUGAUACUUCAUUUCAAGUAUAUAUUGGCGGGCCAAGUCUUGUGGCACUGGAGGAUAUAAGUCAGGUAGUGACUAUCCAUGAUUUUUUCGCCGGGAUUUCUGGUGUAAGGCAUGUGAUCAUCUCUAGGUCUACUCUUCAGGUCCUCUGCCGAUACUCCCAAUUGGGAAAGAUUCCCAAAUUCGAAUACUUGUAUCGUUUGCAGGCUAGGUUCUCUUGCAACACGUUACAAUUGUUGCCAAAGUUUCUUGAGAGCUGCAUAAAUCUAAAAGACCUCAUCGUGGACUUUGAUGCUCCUCGCGAGGUUCAAAUGGAUCCUGAAGUUAUCGAUUUGCAGGAGUUUGAUGCUGUUGGCAUGGAUCAAAUGGAAAUUGAACUUGCCUAUGUGCCUCGGUGUUUGAUAAUGACUCUGGAGUGUGUUGAGAUUAACAAACUGAAAUGGAACGAGGAGUAUGGGAUGAAACUAGUGAAUUACUUUCUUGAGAAUUCAGUUAUACUCAAGAAACUUACUGUGAGUUUCAUUGACUCUCCUGUGAGCAACCAAGAGCGAGAGAUCUACGGGGAACUUCUUAACACCAGUAAGCGUUCUCCCAGAUGUCAAGUUUCCAUUUAUUGA
Messenger RNA from Microthlaspi erraticum, 930 nucleotides. The record is from the annotation of a GenBank genome assembly. NCBI's taxonomy places the organism in Eukaryota, Viridiplantae, Streptophyta, Magnoliopsida, Brassicales, Brassicaceae.